Molecule: messenger RNA, 2096 nt
Organism: Canariomyces notabilis
Lineage: Eukaryota; Fungi; Ascomycota; Sordariomycetes; Sordariales; Chaetomiaceae
Product: fumble-domain-containing protein
Exons: 3
Coding region: 198-1745 (515 amino acids)
Biological process (GO): coenzyme A biosynthetic process
Cellular component (GO): cytosol; nucleus
Molecular function (GO): ATP binding; pantothenate kinase activity
Source: RefSeq, a predicted model, not a curated record
ACAGCACCUACCAGAAACUCGGCGGGAUGAGUUCUACAAUGUAAUUCUGAGCAUUCCCGACAUUAUAAGAUUCACCGCACUCGGCGGGUUCGGCGAGAAAAAAACCUACUCCAAUGGACAAGCCCAAGGAGCCUCCUUGAAUAAUCCGGUCGCGGUCGCCCAUGGGCUAGUUGAGCAAUUGAACCCCAGCCAGAACGAUGCCGGGCGAUAUCUACCAAGCCGAACCUGCGCGGCCACUGCCGGCCGAGGAGGCCCGAGAGCAGCAGCAAGCCCACCAACAGCAGAAUGACGGAGGCCCCGUCGCGCCGUCCCUUCCGAACUCCACUUCAACACCGACCACGGCUACUACCGGCCGCCCGCGAACGGCGACGGGCGCUGCCGAGAUUGACGAGACGUUGAGCCAUCCGGGCUCAGUCCGCAUCAAUGUCAAGGGCGCCUUUAUCGUCGACCAGGAGAGCGCUACUCCAACCAGCACCAACGGACGCAGCGGAUCGCCCGGACAUCACGAGACCAAGGACAUCCGUUUACCAAACCACACUGCCGUGGUGAGCCACAUCGCAAUUGAUAUUGGUGGUUCACUUGCCAAGCUUGUUUACUUCUCGCGUGAGGCACAUUCCGCCGAGCCCGGGGGGCGCCUCAACUUUUUGAGCUUUGAGACGGACCACAUUGAUGAGUGCCUCGAGUUUAUGCGCAAUCUCAAGUACAAGCAUCAGCGGCUCAAUGGAGGCGGGGAUGGCUCAUCUAGUCCGCGCGGCACUGACCUGUGUGUGAUGGCGACGGGAGGCGGUGCGUACAAGUACUACGACAAAAUCCGUGACGUACUUGGGGUAGAUGUGCUGCGGGAAGAUGAAAUGGAGUGUCUGAUUAUCGGCCUUGACUUCUUCAUCACAGAGAUACCCCGUGAAGUCUUCACAUACUCCGAGGCGGAUCCGAUGCGAUUCGUUCCGUCUUCGGAAAAUGUAUACCCUUACCUACUUGUGAACAUCGGCUCUGGUGUGUCAUUUCUCAAAGUGUCCGGCCCGCGUGAGUAUCAGCGUGUGGGUGGCACAUCGCUCGGCGGUGGCACGCUCUGGGGCUUGCUCAGCCUGUUGACGGGUGCACGCACCUUUGACGAGAUGCUGGAGCUCGCCUCGCGAGGGGACAAUAGCAAGGUGGAUAUGCUCGUGGGCGAUAUUUACGGGUCCGACUACGGCAAGAUCGGGCUGAAAAGCACGACGAUCGCUAGCUCAUUCGGUAAAGUCUUUCGGAAGAAACGACAAGCCGAGAGCGAAGCCGAGGAUAGUGGCGGCCUGCGAUACAAGGACCAACACCGCCCGGAGGGCCAACAGCAUCAACCACCACAUGCCAGAGACGGCACCGCAAACGGACCUUCCCCGUUCUCACACGAUGAUACGCAGCCCUUCUCGUCCGCUGAUAUCUCCGUCUCACUUCUGUACGCAAUCUCGAACAACAUUGGCCAAAUUGCGUUUUUGCAGAGCCAGAUCCAUGAGCUGUCGCACAUUUACUUUGGCGGGUCCUUCAUCCGGGGCCAUCCGCAGACCAUGAACACGCUCAGCUACGCCAUCAAGUUUUGGAGUAAGGGCGCGAAGCAGGCCUACUUCUUGCGGCACGAGGGGUAUCUGGGCGCUGUCGGCGCCUUUCUAAAGAGGCAACCUCGAAACUGGGGGCGAAGGGGCAGCUUCGUAGGCGGCAGCAAUGGAGGCGAUGCUUCGGGCGAGGGCGAAAUCCGGUCCGGCCGGGGGUAAAGCCUGGAGGAUGACACCUCUGGCAUCUGUUGGAUUCUCAUUCGGUUUCCGGCAUGGUGCGAAAGUAGUAGCGGGCACAUAGACUCUGGUUGACAUGGGGCGGUUAUCAGCGAGCUGGCGUUUCUUGGGAGGAAUUUAGCCAUUUAUGUUAUAUGUCCAACUCAUUUGCUCAAAUCACUACCCUUGUGCAUCGCGGUCCUGAGGGGAUUACUACCUACUAAUAUACACAGCACACCAGACAUGGAUGACUGAGCAGUCAUGACUCCUGAGAAAGCCCCAUGCUUUAUCAGCACAUGUCUCUUAUUAAUAGCAUCCAAGCAAGGAAUGGGAUUCCCGCUCCUUUCCGUGUCU